GUCGUUCCGACUGGCACUUGAACGUGGCAUUAGGACCUCGGUAUCCUUGUAGUUCAAUGUGUCGUAGUCAAGGACUGGUCGUAGAAGUGACAAGCUAACCAUAUGAUGCUAGGCUAGUUAGCCUUUGCCGUGUGGUAUUGGUGAGAGGCUGUGGUCCGUGUGUGUAGCUGAAGCCAGCUAGCCAAAAAAGACAAACAAGGAACAACGCUAAGCAAGUCUGAUCAUUGCAUUUAUUUAUUUUCUUUGCGUUUAGGACACAACCAGUUGUUAUCUAGGUCGCUGUCUUGCUAACGUCAACACACUCGGGGUAGUCAAACACAAGCAAAGUAAAAAAACAAACACCAAAACGAGCAAAAAGAGAGCGGUAAAAGCUAGUCACCGAGGUGAACAGACCACACGCGGCAUUGAAGAUGAAUGGCUUAACGAAGAACGAGGGAAUCGCGGGGACGGAGAGGUUCGCCAGCCCGGGGAAAGGCAGGGGACUACGGGCUAUGAAGCACUUCGCCGUCGGAGACCUCGUGUUUGCCUGUCCUGCCUAUUCCUACGUCCUGACGGUGAAUGAGAGAGGAGCGCACUGUGAAUACUGCUUCACCAGGAAGGAAGGCCUCUCCAAAUGUGGGAAGUGUAAACAAGCUUACUACUGUGAGAUUGACUGCCAGAAGGGAGACUGGCCGAUGCACAAGUUGGAGUGUACAGCCAUGUGUUCCUAUGGGGAGAACUGGUGUCCGUCAGAGACCGUCAGACUGGUGGCCAGGAUCAUCAUGAAACAGAAGGUCACAACGGAACGGACACAGUCAGAGAGGCUGUUACUCCUCAGCGAGUUUGAAGCCCACCUGGAUAAGUUGGACAGUGAGAAGAAUGAGAUGAACCAGACGGAUAUAGCUGCACUGCAUCAUUUCUACUCUCGACACAUAGACUUCCCUGAUGACCAAACCCUCACUGUUCUCUUUGGACAGGUAAACUGUAAUGGUUUCACCAUAGAGGAUGAGGAGCUGUCUCACCUGGGCUCUGCUGUGUUCCCUGAUGUAGCAUUGAUGAACCAUAGUUGUAGUCCUAACGUCAUCGUCACCUAUAAGGGGACAGUAGCUGAGGUACGAGCCGUGCAGGACAUCCAGCCUGGAGAUGAGAUCUUCAACAGUUACAUUGACCUGCUCUACCCGACAGACGACAGGAACGAGAGACUGAGGGAUUCAUACUUCUUUACCUGCGUGUGUAAUGAGUGUGCCACACGGUCUAAGGAUGGAGGUAAGAUGGCGCUUCAAAAGUUGAGCUCCCCACAGCCAGAGGAGGUCAGAAAGAUGGUUCACUAUGCCAGGAAUGUUAUUGAAGAGUUCCGUAGAGCUAAGCACUACAAGACCCCUAGUGACCUGCUGGAGAUCUGUGAGUUGAGCCAGGAGAAGAUGAGCUCUAUAUUUGCAGACACUAAUGUGUACGUGCUUCACAUGAUGUACCAGGCCAUGGGAGUGUGUCUGUACAUGCAGGACUGGGACGGAGCCAUGAGCUACGGAGAGAAGAUCAUUCAACCAUACAGUGUCCACUACCCAGCCUAUUCUCUGAACGUGGCCUCCAUGUACCUGAAACUGGGCCGUCUCUACCUGGGACUUGAGAGGAAGACCCAGGGAGUCAAGGCACUAAAGAAGGCGAUCGCCAUCAUGGAAGUGGCUCAUGGGAAGGAUCACCACUACGUAACAGAGGUCAAACAAGAGGUGGAGGAGCUGAAAUAAGGAGGAGGUGAAGAAGAAGAGGAAGGAGUGAGGGAGGAAGAGAGCACAAGGGCUUCUCCAAACCCUGGGUCAAACACAAACUUUUUUUUAAAAAUCUACAAAACUAAACAGCUGCACGGCAUGCAUCCUAUACCUCUCUUUUUAUGUCUAUUUCUCUCCAUCUCCCUCUCGGUCUCUGGUCAAAUCAGUUAUUUUUGUUUGUCAUUGCAGGCAGGCAGUUAACCAGUCAGUGAAAGAGACAAUGUGACCCCAGUAUUUCUGUUCAUCGGUUGUCUUAGACAGUACGUGAUGAGGGUGUUUUUAUGUACUGGGUAGCAGUAUUGCUGUAACUGGCAAGGGCAGUUGUAGUUUUUAGUUUUAGUUAUUGGCCUGGCCUAGCCUCGUAUCUGCCUAAACUGUUAUGAAAAGUGAACUCGUGAAUUUACAAAUUUACGUUUGUAUUAAGCAAUGACGGUUUUCUCUCCUCUCAUACAAGGUAGCAAAGUGAGAGAACAAUACCAAAAAAAUAAAUCAUUAAUUGUUAUGAAUAUGUCCAAACUUUAAAUAAUUUGCGUUUGUCUUGCAACAAAAACCGUGUUGAACAACUUUUGUCCUGUUUUAUAAAAUCAGAAGUGUUGCAUCUCUCA
This is a messenger RNA of Oncorhynchus keta (chum salmon), 2350 nucleotides long. Its product is annotated as N-lysine methyltransferase SMYD2-A-like. NCBI's taxonomy places the organism in Eukaryota, Metazoa, Chordata, Actinopteri, Salmoniformes, Salmonidae. Gene Ontology annotation, cellular component: nucleus. The record is from RefSeq and is a predicted model, not a curated record. Gene Ontology annotation, molecular function: protein binding.